AUGGGCAACGCCAUGCGAGGUGUCAUCGCCUUCAUUCCGUCAGAACGCUGCCAACGCUUCCUCGUGGGAGACCUGAAGGAGAUGCCUCUUGAUCGGACUCUGGACCUGAGCAGCCGUCAGUUGCGACAGUUACCCGUGGCUGCCUGUGUUUUUGACGAGCUGGUCAAGCUCUACCUGAGUGGCAACAACCUCAGUAGCUUGCCGGAGGAACUGCACUGCCUGAGGAAGCUUCAGCUGCUGGCCCUGGACUUUAACUGCUUUGAAGAGCUACCUGCAGCUGUCUGCAAACUACCCCAACUUAGCAUCCUUUACUUGGGUAACAACAGACUUUACCACCUCCCCAAGGAGCUUAGAGAGCUCAAGGAACUUAACACACUCUGGCUGGAGACUAAUUGCUUUACUGUCUUCCCAAAUGUGGUUUGUGAGCUCCCCAACCUCAAGACCCUGCACCUUGGUUAUAACCAGAUUCGCAGUGUACCCAACGAACUUGGAAGGCUGGAAGAGCUUAGAAGUAUCUGGCUGGCUGGGAACGAGCUGGCAGAGUUCCCGCCAGUAUUGCUGGAGAUGCACUUCCUUGCUGUCAUUGAUGUGGAUCGCAACAGAAUCCACCGUUUCCCCGCCCUGUCACACUUGCAGGGGCUAAAACUGGUCAUCUACGACCAUAACCCCUGUGUUAAUGCCCCGAUGGUGGCCGCAGGAGUCAGAAGGGUUGGUCGCUGGGCGGACUGCUCAGAUGAUGAGCAAGAAGAUGAAGGGUCAAAGACAGCCAGUGAGUCAACAGCCAAGGUUGUGGAGGUCGACCCGGAGGAGGAAGUCAACAUUUGA
Molecule: messenger RNA, 825 nt
Organism: Dunckerocampus dactyliophorus (ringed pipefish)
Lineage: Eukaryota; Metazoa; Chordata; Actinopteri; Syngnathiformes; Syngnathidae
Gene: lrrc10
Product: leucine rich repeat containing 10
Exons: 1
Coding region: 1-825 (274 amino acids)
Molecular function (GO): protein binding
Source: RefSeq, a predicted model, not a curated record